Messenger RNA from Staurois parvus, 111 nucleotides. NCBI's taxonomy places the organism in Eukaryota, Metazoa, Chordata, Amphibia, Anura, Ranidae. The record is from the annotation of a GenBank genome assembly.
AUGUUUUUCAGUGAAAGGGUCCCAUCAUCUUUCCGAUUCACCAGAGAUCUCACACAGGGGAGAAGCCAUAUUCCUGUUUCUGAGUGCGGGAAAUGUUGUGUUUUCAGAUAA